Messenger RNA from Penicillium hordei, 351 nucleotides. RefSeq lists its product as uncharacterized. Lineage: Eukaryota; Fungi; Ascomycota; Eurotiomycetes; Eurotiales; Aspergillaceae. The transcript has a single exon. The record is from RefSeq and is a predicted model, not a curated record. The coding region runs from base 1 to 351 and encodes 116 amino acids.
AUGGCUAUCACUGCCCCCGACAGCAUUUACCGCAAGGAGCGCAGCUACUACCUUGACCUUCUCGAGUCCCAGAUCGUGCAGCUCCGCACCGACCCCGGUCGUCGCCUUCACGUAGUCGAGCAGCUUAGAGAGCUUUCUCAGUUGACACCUGGCUCCAUUGAGGCUUCUCUUGUCGUCGGUGACACUCUCUUCCAUCAAAUUUGCUGCGAUCUGGAGCCUCUGUUCCUCGCCGGCGUUGUCUCUCUUUUGGGAGACACCGAUCCAGUCACUGAAUAUCAAGUCGCUGAUAUACUUGAGGCUGCAGUUCCCGCUGAGGUUCAAGACCCCUUCAACCACCCUGCUACAUGGUAG